Neoarius graeffei (lesser salmon catfish) is the source of this 1179-nucleotide messenger RNA. RefSeq names its product V-set domain containing T cell activation inhibitor 1 (gene vtcn1). The record is from RefSeq and is a predicted model, not a curated record. The transcript has 5 exons. Bases 131 to 946 code for a protein of 271 amino acids. Lineage: Eukaryota; Metazoa; Chordata; Actinopteri; Siluriformes; Ariidae.
CAUGAAGCUGACAGACUCAAGUGGACCUUCAGUAGUGUAUGAAGCUUCCUCAUGCUGCUGUCACAAAUGGAAAAGACAAUGAUCGAUUUCUAACUACUGCAGUACACAAUCAGCAUCUGAUAACUCCGGUAUGGCUUCAGUUGGGCAAAUCAUCUUUUGGAGCAUGAUUGUCCUCAUAUUUGUAAUGGCUGGAUUUAUAAUUCUCCUUUUGGCGAUUGCAUUUUCCGUGUCUCAAGGCUCUGUGGAGACUAAUACACCUUUUCCUGUGGGCAACCUGGGAUACAAUGUGAUCCUGAACUGCAAAUUCCAAACCACAACUGGGAAAGUUCCCUCUGAUGUUACGAUCACCUGGCAAAAGGACGGUCUCACUGGGGUAGUUUAUCAAUACCAGGACAACGCAGGUCAUUUACAGGAGCAGAACCCACAGUUCAAAAACAAAGUUAAACUUUUCCCAGAUGCUAUCCCUUCAGGCAACGCUUCCCUUCUCUUAAUGAUGGUAAAGAUGGAGGAUGAGGGAUUGUAUCGCUGUAGUGUGACCACUUCUGGAGUCAUGGGUACAGUUAGCAUUCAUCUUAGAGUGGGUGCUUUCUCAGCUCCCUCUAUAACCAGGUCAAACAACAGCCUGAUAGCCCACGCUGAAAGAUGGCUACCCAAACCUGAUGUAAACUGGUCAGACCAGAAUGGAACACGUUUACGCAGUAGCACUCAGUUUGAAAAGAUACAGAUGGGGAUUUUGAAUGUAACGAGCAAUCUCCAAGUCCAAGUGACUGAAGGGACCUACACCUGUGUCAUCCAAAAUGCUCUGGUCUCAGCUAUCUCUGAAGCAACAGUCAGAGGUAAUGAAGUUUUGACAAGGACUGACUUCAUAUUUAAUUCAUCAUCAAACAUCAUCACAUCACAUGUAAUUAGCACAGCCUUCAUCCUUUUCUGUGUGUUGGUAUGGUGAAGUUAUAUCUGGUGGAUAUGCCAUAGGUUAUUAGCAGAGAUAUGAUUCACAUUGAGUUGUACCAAGCUUUGGUAAAUAAGCUUCUCCUGAUAUUUAACUUUAGUUUGUGGCAUUUAUGUUUUGGGGUCAGUAUACAAAAGCAUGAAUGACAGAGAACAGCCGCCAAAUGUCCCUUUCAACUUUUUCUGUAAAUAACAUUUAAGAUUACCUGAAAUAAACAUCAGUAAUGACUA